AUGGAGGUCGGUACAAGAGAUCAACAGCAGUUAGAGGAGGCCACGGAUACUGGUGCAACGGCCACAGGCGGCGGCGAUGGCGUUCAGGGCCACAAGCAGGAGGUGGGUGGAGAAGGCGAUCGUCGCGCGACGCAAUCAGACCGUCGCGCGACAGUGGAGGUCGGGGCCGUGAGGGCUGGUGUCGUGCAACUGGACCCGAGCGAGGCCGUGAGUGGCUCGGUAGUAGUUGGUGGCACUCCCGAGGGUGCAGGCAGUGGAGGUACCGAGGGUGGUGACGCCGAGCCAAGCGAGACUCCGUUGAGGGAUCCGGUGAAGGGCAAGGGUGUAGCAACCGAGGAGGAGGGUGCCACAGAGGUUCCUGAGGAGGAGGAGAGAGCGAGGCAGAGAGACAUUCGAGGUUUUGGGGGCGCCUGCAGUUCCUUGGCGUUGUACCAAGGUUUGCCUGAGAAGAUCACUGGUUUGAGGGUUGGAGGCGACCCUAUCCCGUUUGACUCGGGCAUUCAGGAGGACGAGGCGGCCCUGGAAUGGUUCUUGGGAGAGGUGCCCAAGGUUGAGGAGGGGAUGGCGAGAUAUGGACAGUUCACGAGAUACCUGAGAAAGGAGGUGGCGACUGAACAGGAGGCGGAGCAGAUGGCCCGGGCGUACUUGUUGUACCUUUUUGGUGCUACCCUGUACCCGAAUAGGCGUAGCAAGGUUCACCUAUCGUACUUGCCUGCACUGAGAGACCUGAGGACAGCCUCGCGCUUUGACUGGGGAGGAGCUGCACUUGGCGCAUGUUAUGGCUUUAUGGGGGACUCAUCGAGGACUGAGAUGAGCACUGCUGGAUACUGGCGGAUUUGGGAGCUCUGGGCCUAUGAGGUUUUGAACAUGUGCCGUCCAGUGACGAAGAGCCUAGACUUGGGGAUCCUCCCGCGUGCUCAUAUCUGGAGCAAGAAGAACAUGGGAGAGAAAAGAGGGAGAGGCGACCUGAACGGCUUCAGGAUAUACCUAGACGAGCUCCGACCCUCACAGGUAUGACAUGACUUUAUCAAAU
Molecule: messenger RNA, 1033 nt
Organism: Rhododendron vialii
Lineage: Eukaryota; Viridiplantae; Streptophyta; Magnoliopsida; Ericales; Ericaceae
Exons: 4
Coding region: 1-1017 (338 amino acids)
Source: RefSeq, a predicted model, not a curated record